CAGGGCUGCUGAUCCCCUCCCAUCCGCCUCACACACCAUCCUGUCAAACAGAGGUUACGCCAGCUGGGAUUAGGCUAGCAAAAAUGUGAUUUUGUACAAAUCUUACAGCCAUUCAGGUGUUAGAGGCAGAGUGUGCGCUACUACUACGACAGCCAGUGAAGAAGAGGGGCCGUGUGCGCCGGAGCUGCUGCUGUGUUUUCAAGGUUUCCUGUGGAGGUUGUUGGACGGGACAGAGGAGCAUCGACUGAGUGUCCCCGGUUCGUUGCCAUACCUCCAUCCCAGAGAUGCUGCCCUGCCUGCGGAAAUCGCUGCGGCCCGCCCUCGCUCUGAGAGCCGGGGCUGGGUUAACCACAGCCGGACUCAGCAGCCACCAAACCCCCGGCGUAGCGUCACCGCCCCGGUUCUGUUCAGAGCCGCCCCUCUUCAUGCUGAUGCAGCGGUGUCACCUGGGCACACACCCGGAGCCCGUGGAGCCCCUCAACUCCCCCCGAGGAGCCAAGGAGUUUAUUUAUAGCCUUCAUCCGACUGAACGCACCUGUCUGCUGCGAGAACUGCACAGGUUCGAGUCCAUAGCUAUUGCUCAAGGGCAGCUGGAGAUUGCACCGCCCACUGCAGCACAGUUAAGAUAUGUUCUGCUGCACAACGCACUCCCUUUCGUUGGAUUUGGAUUCCUGGACAACUGCAUCAUGAUCCUCGCUGGCACACAGAUCGAGUUAUCUAUUGGAGUGAUCCUCGGUAUUUCAACUAUGGCAGCUGCUGCCCUUGGCAACCUGGUGUCUGAUCUGGCAGGACUAGGGCUGGCAGGUUACGUGGAGGCUUUGGCAUCUCGGCUGGGAAUGCAGAUUCCGGACUUAAGCCCGAAACAGGCUGACAUGUGGCAGACCAGAGUCAGCUGUCACUCGGGUAAAGCCAUCGGUGUUGGCAUUGGUUGUAUCCUGGGCAUGUUCCCUCUUCUGUUCUUCAAGGACGAUGACGAGAAGAAAAAGGCCAAGAAGGAGGCGAAGGAGAAAACAGAAACACCAGCUGCUCCAACAGAGAGCAGCCAAAACUGAAGCUAACCAUCUCACCUGAGACAAGUACUAUUUUCACUCCCUUAGAAUACUUUUAACUGAGACUGAUUUGGCACGUGUCUGGUAGACUGGAGCAUACAGUAUGGAAAUGUCACUGAACCUUCGAAGGUAUUCUGACCGAGAUUUUAGAUAUUAUCUGAUUGUAGACUUUGAAAUGAAGCACAGGGACCUGAAAGUCUCAUGAAGAAACAAGAGACGGCUGACUCACUGGACUGCUGCUACUCUACUCUAACUAUUGCACCGUAACCUCACUUCGUUUCAACUGACUGACAACGGCUGAAAGUGAUGUAUCUAAAACACUUUGCAGUGGCCACUGUCUCUCCUCUGCUCCCAGUCUGUACGUUAUACAUACAUAUAUAUCACACAUAUAGGUAAGUGAUGAUUUAAGGGCUCCCUGAAAUGUCACAACAAACUUUGCAGCCAAUGCAAGAAAAACAAUCUACAUUUUUAAAGAACAAAAUCUGCACACUUACUCACAUGGCAUUUUUAUGGUUUCUUUCCAUUGUCAUUAGUUCUUAUAGAUGUCAUUAAUGAAGACUGAAUGGAGAGGCAUGCUAACGGCUUGCUUCAUCAGUGUUUAACCCUGUUUAAAAACCUUGUUUCCUUAUCGUUUUUUUGCAUAGAAAGGUGAACGCAUGCCUGCAUUUUGAUGAUGUCAGAGUCUUAAAAGUCUUGCAAGCCUGCCUAACGUACACUCUAUGACAAGCAUUCAGUAUCUUUCAUUUUAAAAUGCACGCUGUUACAGUACAUUUGUUACACCUGCUAGCUGCCUCUUUUUUUUUUUUUUUGUUAUUUUUAUGUGGUUUUAAUUGAAUUAUUGACUGUUUGUGAUCAAGUUUGCUUUUGUAAAAAAAUACCCAAAGUAGUAAAAAUGUCUCCCAAGUGUACUGGAUGUAGCCAGCUAGGGGCAAAAAUCAACCUCAGUGUGUUGCUUUCCAAGAAUUGAGCAGUGAGGGAGAGAUCCAUGUAGAGGCAGAGGGAGAAGGGACAGAGAGAGAGAGAGAGAGAAAAGAAAGAGGGGGACAGAAACAGAAAGAGAGAAUGAGAGACAAGCAGAGAAGAAAGAGAGGCACAGAAAAAGACACAAGAAAGAAAGAGAGAGAGAGAAAGUAUGGCAGCUCGGAAGCACUGUCACUAAACCAACGCCCUCUCUAGCUCCAAUUUGAUGUGAUCAUUCUCCUCUAGUCCUGCACAAACGAAGCUUCAGCUGAACUACAACACAUGCCUUCCUCAUGAGUAGUUAGAACCUGUAGAUUAGUCUGGAAAUACUCACAACCACGCACAAGAGAGGCAGAACUUAACCAGGUGCUGAAUAACAUUUUUGUUAGCAUACUUUCAAUUCUGUUCAAAAACCUAUUUCUGCAUUUUAAUACUUUCACACAGCUUAAUUACACAUUCCUAUUUAAACACUCUAUAUAAUAUCCUCUCUGCUCUACUGCCCUCUGCUGGCAGACAUUCAGAGAACUGUGGCAGCUUCUACCUUCUAAUUUAUUUUUGCCUAUUAACAUUCAAACCCCCUUGCUGCCUGGCUGCUAAUCUUCUUUAAUUCCUUAUUUGAUGAUUGUUCUUGAAAUCAUUUUUCUUCUGCAGCAUCUGCUAGC
Labrus mixtus (cuckoo wrasse) is the source of this 2671-nucleotide messenger RNA. Its product is annotated as transmembrane protein 65-like. The transcript is spliced from 8 exons. Gene Ontology annotation, cellular component: mitochondrion. Lineage: Eukaryota; Metazoa; Chordata; Actinopteri; Labriformes; Labridae. The coding region runs from base 285 to 1052 and encodes 255 amino acids. Gene Ontology annotation, biological process: cardiac ventricle development; regulation of cardiac conduction. The record is from RefSeq and is a predicted model, not a curated record.